UAAGACGUUUUGGAUUCAAAGAGAAACAUCUUUCUUUUAACUUUUUUUGCGUCCUUAAGAAAAUUUCCAUAAUCAUUCUCAGAAUCUCCCAAAUCAUAGGGUUCUCAAUUCUCCAAUCCGGCAUUGUUUGGGUUGAACCAAGAGCGGGUGGGGCAAGCAACCGGAAAGAUGAUAGGCAAGUGUUUGGGAGCUCAAAGGUGUAGAAAGAUCCACAGAACUCUUCGUCGCUGCAAGGUAACGGUCUUUUGCUUCGUCCUCACCGUAGUCGUUCUACGUGGCACUAUUGGUGCCGGGAAAUUCGGGACUCCGGAGCAGGACUUCGUCGAGAUUCGCGACCAUUUCUAUUUCCGGAGACGCGCUGGGACGCACCGCGUACUCGAAGAAGUUCAAACGACCUCGUCCGAUAACGAGGUCGCCAGCGACACCAACGCCGAAACCAAUAAUUACAAUGAUUUCGAGUUAAAUAAGGUAUUAGUUGACGAGGAAUCCGAUGACUCGAAACUCGAUCCCGACAAGCCAUAUUCUCUUGGGCCGAAAAUCUCCGAUUGGGACAAGCAGCGAUCUGAAUGGCUGAAAGAAAAUCCUGAUUAUCCAAAUUUCAUCGGUCCAAACAAACCGAGGGUUCUUUUAGUCACUGGUUCAUCUCCCAAGCCGUGUGAGAACCCGGUUGGUGAUCAUUACUUGUUAAAAUCAACGAAGAACAAGAUAGAUUACUGUAGGUUACACGGGAUAGAAAUAUUUUACAAUAUGGCGCUGUUAGAUGCAGAAAUGGCAGGGUUUUGGGCCAAAUUACCGUUGAUUCGAACGGUUUUGCUUUCGCAUCCGGAUGUGGAAUUCCUGUGGUGGAUGGACAGUGACGCGAUGUUUACCGACAUGGCUUUUGAGAUUCCUUGGGAAAGGUAUAAAGACUCGAACUUGGUUAUGCAUGGCUGGAAUGAGAGGGUUUAUGAUCAAAAGAAUUGGAUUGGGUUAAAUACUGGGAGUUUUUUGUUGAGGAAUGGGCAAUGGGCACUUGAUCUUCUUGACGCUUGGGCUCCAAUGGGUCCUAAAGGGAAGAUUAGGGAUGAAGCAGGGAAGGUAUUGACCAGGGAACUUAAGAACCGUCCUGUUUUCGAAGCUGAUGAUCAGUCUGCAAUGGUUUAUUUGUUGGCCACUCAAAGGGAGCAGUGGGGUGAUAAGGUUUACCUUGAGCAUGCUUAUUAUUUGCAUGGUUAUUGGGGGCUUUUGGUUGAUAGGUACGAGGUAAUGAUUGAAACUUAUCACCCAGGUUUAGGUGAUCAUCGUUGGCCAUUGGUGACUCACUUUGUGGGGUGUAAGCCUUGUGGGAAGUUGGGGAAUUACCCUGUUGAGAGGUGCUUGAAGCAGAUGGAUAGAGCAUUCAACUUUGGGGAUAAUCAGAUUCUUCAGAUUUAUGGGUUUACUCAGAAAUCUUUGGCUAGUAGAAGGGUGAAGAAAGUUCGAAACGGGAGCAGGAAUCCCAUUGAGGUGAAAGAUGUACUUAGAUCGCUUCAUCCAGCUUUUAAAGCGGUUAAGGUAUCCUCUUCUUAGGUUGUAUAUGUGAUCUUAUGAUGUUCAAAUGUUGUGUAUGCAGUGGGAACUUUAUGUUUUAGGUUAGGAGAAAUAGUAUACUUUUGUUUCUUAUCCAUGUUGGGUACUAAAAGUUGUAAAUGCUUUCCAGAGGAAAAUUGCUAUAUUGUAAUUCAAUCAGAGACCGAUGCAUGUAUAUAUCUUGCUCUGCAUCAUGAAGCAGUGACAUUUAUUGUUGUAAGUAGCUGAUACAA
Gossypium raimondii (Peruvian cotton) is the source of this 1781-nucleotide messenger RNA. Its product is annotated as xyloglucan 6-xylosyltransferase 2. Gene Ontology annotation, biological process: xyloglucan biosynthetic process. The record is from RefSeq and is a predicted model, not a curated record. Gene Ontology annotation, cellular component: endosome; trans-Golgi network; membrane. Gene Ontology annotation, molecular function: hexosyltransferase activity; xyloglucan 6-xylosyltransferase activity; UDP-xylosyltransferase activity. The transcript has a single exon. Bases 169 to 1548 code for a protein of 459 amino acids. NCBI's taxonomy places the organism in Eukaryota, Viridiplantae, Streptophyta, Magnoliopsida, Malvales, Malvaceae.